AUGGCUGGUGGACGCAUCGAUUGCUACCUGGACCUUGCGUCCUUCUUUAGCUAUAUUUGUAUUGCAGACUUGCGGCUCAAUUUGGAUAAGCUAGCCGCCCAUGGAGUUGAUGUAGAGUUCCAUCCCAUCUUUCUGGGAGGCAUCAACCACCUGUCCGGCAAUCGGCCACCAUGGACCUUACCUGCCAAGGCCAGGUAUCUCAUCUACGACAACAAGCGCGCCGCCGCCCGCGUCGGCAUCACCGAGUACCAGGCGCCCGAUGACCUGUUUGAGCGAGCAAAGACGCAGUCUGCCCUGCGGGCCCUGCUCUUCAUCAAGGCCAACUACCCCAAGGAGAAGCUCCUGUCGGCGAUGCACUUCCUGUUGCACAAGUUCUGGACGCCCCCCAACGCCGAUGUCGUCGACGAAUCCAGCCUGCGCGCCCUGCUUGCCCAAGCUACCGAGACGCCUGGCGGCGGAGCCAAGCUGUUUACCGAGGAAGAAGUUGGCCGGAUCAUGGAUGGCAGGGCGGAGAUGAAGAAGAAGUUGAUCGAGGACACGGCCAAGGUUGUCGAGUCGGGCGCUUUCGGCUGCCCGUGGUUCUUGGUGACAAACUCCAGGGGCGAAACUCAGCCCUUCUUUGGGAGUGACCGGUACGUGGAUUUUGUCUGA
Molecule: messenger RNA, 651 nt
Organism: Metarhizium brunneum ARSEF 3297
Lineage: Eukaryota; Fungi; Ascomycota; Sordariomycetes; Hypocreales; Clavicipitaceae
Product: Glutathione S-transferase kappa 1
Biological process (GO): glutathione metabolic process
Cellular component (GO): peroxisome; mitochondrion
Molecular function (GO): glutathione transferase activity; glutathione peroxidase activity
Source: RefSeq, a predicted model, not a curated record